ACGACCCAACGGCCACCAGGACGCGAAGACGCUCUAGCUCGCCGGGCGCACUCGUUGCCCGGCGCCUUGGGAUCGGGCGCUCUAGCCCGCGUCUGGGAUCGGGACUCUUAUCAGUUUUUCGCCUACGUCGGACGAACGAGGUUCCCCAGCAGCUGAGGGUCCUACCUAGCACUCCAAACUCUUUGCUCUCAGAGGACCCAGUGGGAGGAGGACUCAGCUCUCAUCCGCCAUGGAGCUGGCCCGCCCCCGCUCCAACUUUCAAUCAGACUUGGAUUUCUGCCCAGAUUGUGGCUCAGUCCUGCCGCUGCCUGGAAUUCAGGAUACUGUCAUAUGCCCGCGCUGUGGCUUCUCCAUCGAUGUGCGAGAUUUUGAAGGGAAGGUUGUGAAGACCUCAGUAGUGUUCAACAAGCUGGGGGCUACCAUACCUAUGUCUGUGGAAGAAGGACCUGAAUCCCAGGGACCGGUGAUUGACAGGCGCUGCCCUCGAUGUGGUCACGAGGGAAUGGCAUAUCACACCAGACAGAUGCGCUCAGCUGAUGAAGGACAGACUGUCUUCUAUACCUGUAUCAACUGCAAGUUUCAGGAAAAGGAAGAUUCUUGACCCCUUUUUCUGGCAACCCAGCAACAAUCCUUUCCUCCUCUUGGAAGUGAAGAUACUGGCCUUUGAUGCCUUCUUGGUCCCCUCCGGUUACCAUGCUUUGUUCUCAGAAUAAGAUCGUCGACCCAGAAUACUCCUCUCCCUUUUGAAUUUACUAAAGUUAUUUUUCUAUGAAGCCUUGA
Molecule: messenger RNA, 780 nt
Organism: Mus caroli (Ryukyu mouse)
Lineage: Eukaryota; Metazoa; Chordata; Mammalia; Rodentia; Muridae
Gene: Polr1h
Product: RNA polymerase I subunit H
Biological process (GO): DNA-templated transcription; termination of RNA polymerase I transcription
Cellular component (GO): RNA polymerase I complex
Molecular function (GO): zinc ion binding; nucleic acid binding
Source: RefSeq, a predicted model, not a curated record